AUGGCUGAGGGAGAUGAUGAUUUUUCUUCCUUGCCCUUGCCAGACCGAUUCUCGCACAAGAACUGGAAAGUGAGAAAGGAAGGCUACGAGGAUGCCAGCAAGCAAUUCGAAAAGUCGCCUGACGAAUCAGACCCAGUAUUCGCGCCAUUCAUACAAGACCCCGGCUUAUGGAAAGGGGCCGUCUCAGACUCAAAUGUUGCCGCCCAAGUAGAGGGUCUUGGGUCUUAUUGUUCUUUCUUAAAAUUUGGAGGCGUACAGGCAUGCACAAGGACACGGGGCGUCACAGUUUUUCCAAUCGUUGAAAAAGGUCUACCGUCCGCCAGGCCUGCUGCGAAAACGAGCGCCCUCGAAGCCCUCCUGUUAUGUGUGGAAUUAGAUAAAGCAGACCCCGUGAUCGAAGAAAUACUGCCAGGUCUCUCACACAAAGUACCCAAAGUGAUCGCCGCGACACUGGUUGGACUGAAGACUAUUUAUCAUAAUUUUGGUUGCAAAAUUGUAGAUCCAAAGCCGGUCCUCAAGGGCCUGCCUAAAGUUUUCGCACACGCCGAUAAGAACGUUCGCGCCGAAGCACAGAACCUCACGGUCGAGCUUUACCGAUGGUUAAAAGAAGCGAUCAAGCCGCUUUUCUGGGGCGACCUCAAACCAGUUCAACAACAGGAUUUGGAAAAAUUAUUCGAAAAUGUCAAACAAGAGCCAGCACCGAAACAAGAGAGAUUUACAAGGGCACAACAAGAUGCCAUGGCCGCCGCUAGCGCUGCUCCCGAUAGCGGUGAUGCUGAAGGUGAUGGCGGGGAAGAAUAUGGAGAGGAAGAAGGAGAGGAAGUUGAUGCCUUUGAUCUCGCAGAACCUGUGGAUGUAUUUGCCAAGAUUCCCAAGGACUUUAAUGAACAACUGGCGUCAUCAAAGUGGAAAGACAGGAAGGAGGCCCUGGACGCACUUUUCACGGCGUUGAAUGUCCCCAGAAUCAAAGAUGGCCCCUUCGAUGAUAUCGUGAGAGGGUUGGCCAAGUCCAUGAAAGAUGCGAAUAUUGCGGUCGUGACCGUCGCAGCUAACUGUGUCGACCUGCUUGCAAAGGGUCUCCGCAGUAGCUUUGGCAAGUAUAGGUCGGUGAUCAUGUCGCCUAUGUUAGAGCGACUCAAGGAAAAGAAGCAAAGUGUGGCGGAUGCUUUGGGCCAGGCCCUCGAUUCGGCUUUUUCUUCUACCAAUCUGUCAGAAUGUUUGGAAGAAGUUCUCGAAUUUCUUAAACAUAAGAACCCGCAAGUCAAGCAGGAGACAUUGAAGUUCCUGAUUCGUUGCCUUCGAACUACAAGAGAUGUUCCGGCCAAACCAGAAGUGAAGUCGAUCGCUGAGGUGGCCACGAAACUUCUUACCGACUCCAGUGAGGUCAACCGUGCAGGAGGUGCUGAAGUACUUGGAACGUUGAUGAAGAUCAUGGGUGAACGCGCAAUGAACCCAUACCUGGAUGGUUUGGAUGAGAUUAGGAAGACAAAGAUCAAGGAAUUCUUUGAAACCGCUGAAGUCAAGGCAAAGGAUCGCCCUAAGCCUAUUGUCGCACCACCAAAGGCGGCCCCGGCAGCUGGCAAGAAGGUCGUUGGCGGGAAGAAGCCGGUGGUGAAAAAGGCGGCUCCUGCUGCUGCACCUCCUCCCGAAGAGCCUGCCCCGGCCCCGGCCAAGCCUACUGUGAAAUCAAAGUUGGGCGGCCUUGCAAAGCCUGGCGGCCUUCCUACACCAGGAUCAGGUCUCAAGCUCCAGAAAAAGCUUGCUGGCCCAGGAAGUGUGGCAUCCCCACAGCGACGAGUUGCCUCGCCUCCUUCGGAAGAGCAACCACCACCGGCUGCUCCCAAGUUUGGUCUUGGAAGAGGACUUGCAGGUCGCCCGAUAGCCAAACCAUCCCCACCCCCAGAGCCUACACCCGCCCCGGUAGCACCUCAACUGAGCGGAUUGGCUGCCAUUGAACGAGCCGAACUUGAUGAAUUGCGCAUUGAGAGGGAGCGGUUUACUAAACUGGUUGAAGAUCUGAAAUCCGAAAGGACAAGACUCAACUCACAAGUUACAGAACUCCAAGACCAAAACGCGCAACUAAUCGAAGACCACACAAGAGACGUCCUAAGUAUCAAAGCCAAGGAAACACAAUUGGUUCGGGCACGCAGCGACGCAGAGGCCGCAGAGCAGAGCGUUCAAAAGCAGCAGAGGGAGAUCGAACGGCUUAAGCGUGAACUAGCACGAGCACUUCGAGCUAGCGCAAUGAGCCCUCCUAAUGCUUUCUCUGAUAAUAUGAACAUGCCUAUUCCGGAGCAUGGCUCAGGCUACCAUGAAACUGGUAACAAUGGCCAAAGUGCAGCAUCCCGAGCCGGUCUUCAUAUGGGAUCACGGUUCGAAAGUGCACGACCACGGAGUUACGUUUCGGCCAGUCCAAGUGAAGAGAAAGAAAACAACGGCGGUCUGGAGUCUCCGGGCAUGAGCAGCAGAGAGGGAGGCCUAGGCCGACGCAAGCUCAGCCCUACAUUCGGAACCUCCUACUCUGCUUUGGGAAGCCCAACACGAUCAUCGAGGAUAGGCUCGGGCAGUGUAUCUGGGGAGGAGCAACCUGCAAGAAGCACUGAACCAGCGGAGAACUGGAAGAGAGCUGCGGAGGUCACAAGCCAGUUGAAGGCACGAAUUGAACAGAUGAAGGUUUGUAUUCCUCGCUUCGGCAUCCCUAUAACUAGAGUCAGUGCUAACUUGAAAUUUGAACAGGCAAGACAAGGAAUUUCAUCACGACCACCACCUGGCCAACGCUAA
Messenger RNA from Aspergillus wentii DTO 134E9, 2781 nucleotides. RefSeq names its product putative spindle pole body component. The record is from RefSeq and is a predicted model, not a curated record. The transcript has 3 exons. Lineage: Eukaryota; Fungi; Ascomycota; Eurotiomycetes; Eurotiales; Aspergillaceae. Gene Ontology annotation, molecular function: microtubule plus-end binding; microtubule plus end polymerase activity. Bases 1 to 2781 code for a protein of 926 amino acids. Gene Ontology annotation, biological process: establishment or maintenance of microtubule cytoskeleton polarity; mitotic spindle organization; microtubule polymerization. Gene Ontology annotation, cellular component: microtubule plus-end; kinetochore; centrosome.